CGCUGCAAGAUGGCUAUACUGUGAUCUUCUAAGUAGACAGCUCAAUAUCGCAAAUUUCUGCGAGAUCGCAAACAGCAAGAUGGCUGGCACAAUUGUACGUUGUAUUCAACUCCCAAGGAGACAAUUGGGUUUCCUUGGGUCACCGUUGUGUAGCCAGCAGCAAAGAACAUUUGCCGAUGCCGCGCCCGAAGGGAAGAAAAAGGGUGGCCCCCUGGCUGACCAGGAUCGUAUCUUCACAAAUUUGUACGGUAGACAUGAUUGGAGAUUACAGGGUGCUCUGAAAAGGGGAGAUUGGUAUAAGACCAAGGAAAUUAUAGAAAAAGGUGCAGACUGGAUCAUUAAUGAGAUUAAAGUAUCUGGUCUCAGAGGCCGUGGAGGUGCAGGUUUCCCAUCUGGCAUGAAAUGGUCCUUUAUGAAUAAGCCCUCUGAUGGAAGACCAAAAUAUCUGGUAGUUAACGGUGACGAGGGUGAGCCUGGCACCUGCAAAGAUCGUGAAAUUCUACGCCACGAUCCACACAAGCUAGUAGAAGGUUGCUUAAUUGCUGGCCGUGCUAUGGGAGCUUGUGCAGCUUACAUAUAUAUUCGUGGUGAAUUUUAUAACGAAGCGUCAAAUAUGCAAGUCGCCAUUGCAGAAGCUUAUCAGGCAGGCCUGAUUGGCAAGAAUGCUUGUGGCUCUGGCUAUGAUUUUGACAUUUUUGUGCAAAGAGGAGCAGGAGCGUACAUUUGUGGAGAAGAAACUGCUCUCAUUGAAUCUAUCGAAGGAAAACAGGGAAAGCCUAGGCUAAAGCCACCUUUCCCAGCCGAUGUUGGAUUAUUUGGUUGCCCUACCACUGUCACAAAUGUCGAAACCGUCGCUGUUGCUCCUACUAUAUGCCGACGAGGCGGAGCGUGGUUUGCGUCAUUCGGUCGUAUACGUAAUCACGGAACUAAAUUAUUUAACAUCUCGGGACACGUGAACAAUCCAUGCACUGUGGAAGAAGAGAUGUCCAUUCCUCUGAAGGAACUCAUUGAAAGGCAUGCUGGUGGAGUAAUCGGUGGAUGGGAUAACCUGUUAGGUGUGAUUCCGGGUGGAUCUUCCACUCCGGUUAUUCCCAAAAGCGUAUGCGAUACAGUGUUAUUAGACUUCGAUGAUCUCGUUAGAGUGCAGAGCUCAUUUGGUACCGCAGCUGUAAUCGUGAUGAACAAACAGACUGAUAUUAUUAAAGCUAUUACGCGUCUUAUCAGUUUUUAUAAGCACGAAUCUUGCGGUCAGUGCACUCCGUGCCGUGAAGGAAUAAGUUGGAUGUAUAAAAUCAUGAGAAGGUUCGCCCAAGGACAAGCGGAGAUACACGAGAUAGAUAUGCUAUGGGAGUUGACCAAGCAGAUUGAAAUGCAUACUAUUUGCGCUUUGGCGGAUGGUGCAGCGUGGCCAGUUCAGGGAUUGAUCAGACAUUUCAGGCCGGAAAUAGAAGCACGUAUUAAAGAGCGCAAGCAAGCAGUGUCCAAUUAAAAUAAAGGUAGAGAAACUAGAAACUAUUGAACGUUUCAAUAUUUAUUCACCGCAAAACAGUCGAUUGUAGAAAGAGCAAAUAUAUAUAUCUGUAAAAUAUUGUACUUAUUUACAGUAUAUAUAUAAGUCGCAUUUUGCAAAAUGCGGUGUUGUUGAAUUUCCUAUAUAAUUUUACCGAUAAAAAUCAUCUUCAACUUUCGGUAAUCUAGUAAAUAAAAUAGAU
Messenger RNA from Bombus impatiens (common eastern bumble bee), 1712 nucleotides. RefSeq names its product NADH dehydrogenase [ubiquinone] flavoprotein 1, mitochondrial (gene ND-51). Gene Ontology annotation, biological process: mitochondrial electron transport, NADH to ubiquinone. Gene Ontology annotation, molecular function: NADH dehydrogenase (ubiquinone) activity; 4 iron, 4 sulfur cluster binding; FMN binding. Bases 80 to 1489 code for a protein of 469 amino acids. The transcript is spliced from 6 exons. NCBI's taxonomy places the organism in Eukaryota, Metazoa, Arthropoda, Insecta, Hymenoptera, Apidae. The record is from RefSeq and is a predicted model, not a curated record.